AUGGAACCAGCAAUAGAUCAAAACCUCAAGCUCUCAGAUUUGUCUUUUAAUAUAUUGGGCAUUAUAUUAGAGUUUUUGAAUUACAGAGAAAUUUGUGUGCUCGGCGCGACUUCUAAGCGUUUGAAAUUGGCAUCAGAGAUGGAUGUUAUUUGAAGCCAAAGUCUUGACACAGGGGAUUCUGGAAAAGAAAAGAAAAGGAUUUUUCUUUCGAGAGGGAACAUAACCCAAAACAUAUUCAAUGGAUCUUAUCAGACAUAUCUUUUUGAAGGACAUUCCAAAACGAUAACUAGGAUUACGACUAAAGAAAAUUUCAUUUUAAGUGCGUCUGCUGAUGGUAGUGCUAGAGUGUGGGAUACGACUAAAAUGGCAUCAAGAGUUUUGGCUGGUCAUUCAGAUGCAGUUAUUUCUGCGAAGUUUUGUGGAGAGAAAAUUGUGACUGCAUCUACAGAUAAAACUGUGAGAAUUUGGACAGAAGAUCAGGAACCAAAAAUACUUACUCUCUAUCAAUAAAGCUGCACUAUAUUUCUAAAAGAUGCAAUAUCAGAAAAAUAAUAAUUUUUUAUACCAUUUUAUAUUGGGAGACAUUUUUACUGGCCAGCCAAUGUUCUAUUUUUCUUUUUUCGAACUGCCUAUUUGAAGAAGAAAUAGAUACUUAUUGGUGCACUGAUAAAAAUGUUCUGUGUAAAUUUUUAUGAUUGAAUUUUCUUAUAUCUUUGCAUUUAAAUAAAAUAUCUCUGAAAACCUCUAUAAAUCCAAAUUUUCUUGGAAAAUAAAUUAAAAGGCCACAUCAAGAGUAGUUAGAGGCCAUCUGCAAGGAAUUUCUGCACUGCAAAAAAUCGACGAAGAUAGAGUGAUUACUGGGUCAUAUGACAAAACUGUAAAAAUUUGGAACGUAAAUAAAGGGAAAUGUGUAGAUUCAUAUAACGACCAUUCUACUGCAGUGUAUAAGAUUUUCACAUAAAUAAAAUGGCAUUCGUUCGAGAGAAAUUAGCUUUGCUAAUUUUCUCUCCCUCAUGGAAUUUUAUUUAUGGGGUUGGGGUUUUCUCUCGAGAACUUCUGCACAGCAAUAGCUGAAAAACUUUGGGGAUAACCAAAGGAACAGCUCCUCAGUGCACUCAAGAUUUCGGAGUUUUACCUCUCAGCACAUCCCCACGGGAGGAUGACCCUUAGGCGGAACACGCGCAGGAGCUGAGUCGGGGUAAGGGCGACGGCAACGCGCUGGGUGAGACGUGCGGCGAAGAAGGGCGAAGUGCAGGUAAAGGCUUGGCCGGUGGGCUAACCAUCGCGAUUCCAAGAUGGCCCGGCGACGUCAUCAAUUUUCGCUAUAACUCCAUUUUUAUGGGGUGCGGCACUAGACACCUUAAACACCAGACACUAAGUUAAGUUAAGUUAAGUAUAAGAUUUUCACUGAAGACAAUCUUUUUGCUUCCUGUGCUCACCAAGACAGCAAAGCUUAUGUCAGAGAUAUGGCUCGUGGAGAACUAGUUCAGGUCUUUGGCGCGUAAUUUCUAUAUAGAAAAACUCAGCCUCAAGCCCAAAGAUGGGGUCCUCCUCAAAACGAAAUCAGGUCUCUCUACCUCUCUGCCCCUCUAUUUUUUACAGGCGAAAUCAACAAAAUCCGUAUAUGAGACAUGAGAUCCCCAGUUCAGGCUGGAGAAACUCAAGUAACUACCCCUCUAAAGAACAUGAGCAUAAAAGAGGAAAAUACGAACGGUAUCUUUAAAAUGAUUUACUCUCAGUUCUCCAACCUUAUGCUUGUAGGCUGUAUGGGACUUUUAGGCCUAUUCGCAUUUGAUAUGCGGUCAUAUAAAAAGAGCUUCUACGUUCCCUCCCACGAUUACCCCAUUUUAGCUUUUGACUCCGGAGAAAGAGUACUGAAUAACAUUGCAGUCACCUCAGGAACGACCACUAAUUAUAGAUAUGAGCUCUCAGUCCACGACUUAUCAAGCCCUCAAGAAGUCUGCACCAAGUUUGUCCCAGGCCAUAAAGCUGUAAUCACAUCUAUUUGUGUAGGCGAAGACAUCAUUGUCAGUGGCUCUAAGAACGGAAGUUUGCGAGGACUCUGCUUCAGAAGAAACAGAGAUGCGCUCAGAAGAGCGAAUUCUGGGAACAGUUUCAGAAUUAGAAGUGCUAAUUAA
Blepharisma stoltei is the source of this 2138-nucleotide messenger RNA. NCBI's taxonomy places the organism in Eukaryota, Ciliophora, Heterotrichea, Heterotrichida, Blepharismidae. The record is from the annotation of a GenBank genome assembly.